AGCCGUAGAUGAUAGGUAAAUGAGUGAACGUGGCUGUGUUCCAAUAAAAUUUUAUUUUCACAUUUUUGUUUUGUUUUAAAAUCCACUAGUAGGGUGGAUUUAUCUGAGGGACAUAGUUUGCUGACCCCUGAUCUAGAAACCUUAUUUGACCCCUGAUCUAGAAACCUUAUUUCCUUUAGUGGCAGUGAUUUUAUUGACAUGACUUGGUCAGCUGCCUGUAAUUUGUUUGGUUGCUUUUCGUGCAGCGUGGUUUAACUGGCUCCUCUGUCUCUCUAUUUCCUGUAAAUUUGAAGGUUGAGCUAAAGGCUUAACUAGGCUCAGGUUCACCAUUUUUGGCAAUGUUUCAGAAAUGGUUUGAAUUUUUUUGAAUAUAAAUUAAUCUGACUUUAAAAGACUUAGAAAUACUCAUCUAGAAAGCUCAGUAUUCCUAAAGUAGGCUUUGCCUGAUGGCUGAAAUUAUACUUUUUCUUUCUUUUCUUACUUAUCUGACUCGUAGGGGAGGAUAUAGCUGUUAUUUCUCAAGGAGGUCAAGAACUUUUGUAACCUGACCCUGCGAAUGCCAGUAAAUUUCCAUUAGUCCUUAAACUAGCCCAAGCCAGUGUUGGCCCACCUUGCAAGCACAGAAGGGCCAGCCGUGACUGCUAAUUGACCUCAACAGCGGACGCAGCAACAGGUGGAACAAAUGAGAAGGAAAAUCAUCACUGGAACCCUAUUCUGAAGUGGGAGGUCUAACAAGAACCACAUCACCUCCUGUUUCCUGGCUGCCUUCUAGAAUUUUCCCUCCCUAGUACGCCUGCGGGCCACCAUCUUGGCUGCCCAAAUCACAGAUAAAGCCCUGCUUCUCCAUAGCUUAGGGAGUUGGAUCUGAGGAACUUCCUCCUGGCUUGUUGCUCUGCACAUUGCAAUAAAGUUACUUUCUCUUUCUCAAAGACCAGUGUUCAGAUAAUCGGCAAGUCUUAGCGCGCCAGACAAGGACCCACCUUCCUGGGUUCAGUAACACUUUGAAGCCCUCUGCUAGGUCAGUGGUAAUUUCUACUGAAGGCAUUUUGGAAUCUCUCUGGAUGGUGGACCACAUUUUUUCACUGGAAAUACCUUCCCUGGGUCCAUCCCCGAGGUCUGAGAUAGCCUCCAGCAGGGUGUGGGUCACUUGUUUCUGUUUUUAAACCACUCUUAAACACUUUCUUUACUCGGCUUCUUCUUCAUCUUGUCCCCCAGGAGGAUCGAGAGCUGGAUAUUUGGUCCACAGGUGUUUGUGGUCAUUCUGUGAAACAGAAAUACUUAUCCUUGUGUCCCAUGGAAGGAUUCUGAAGCCAAAAGCUUUUAAAACUCUUAGACACACUGUGGUGCUGGAUUCCAGGGCAACAUAUCUUUGAAGAAACAAGCUUACUGUCACUUUUGUCGAUUAUGUAAACAUCGGUGGCCCAGACACAGGCAGGCAGCAAACAUUCACCUUCACGUUGGAGCGAGGUCGCUGCCGUGAGUCACAGCGAAGCAUCAUUCCCUCCACGACCUUGAAGCUGUGCUGGGUCACAAUGCCAGGACCAGAAUGUAAAUUUAGUGCUGGAACCUCAGUUAUCUGUUGUAGCUGGAUUACAGCUUCUCUAGCCAGAAUGGCCCAAGUCUUCGUGUACGGGACCCUCAAGAGAGGCCAGCCCAACCACCAGGUCAUGCUGGACGGUACCAACGGCUCAUCAGCCUUCCAAGGCCGGGGCCGCACGGUGGAGCCCUACCCUCUGGUGAUUGCUGGACAGCAUAACAUCCCGCAUUUGCUGAACCUCCCGGGAAGGGGACACUGUGUGGCUGGAGAGAUCUAUGCCGUUGAUGACCAGAUGCUGCAAUUCCUUGAUGAAUUUGAAGGCUGCCCAGACAUGUAUCAGCGCACUCUGGUGAGGAUUGAAGUUCUCGAGUGGGAAGGAGAACGCACCGCCCCUGAGGAGACGCCAGCUGCUGACAGGAUCGUGCAGUGCUUUGUGUACAGCACAGCCACCUACUCGCCAGAGUGGGUCCAUCUCCCAUACCACGACAGUUACGACUCUCAGGGGGAGCACGGGCUUCGUUAUAAUCCACGGGAAAACCGAUGACUGUAAGAGGAUGAAGGUAGCCUUGGUG
Messenger RNA from Trichechus manatus latirostris (Florida manatee), 2109 nucleotides. RefSeq names its product gamma-glutamylamine cyclotransferase (gene GGACT). Lineage: Eukaryota; Metazoa; Chordata; Mammalia; Sirenia; Trichechidae. The record is from RefSeq and is a predicted model, not a curated record. Bases 1533 to 2081 code for a protein of 182 amino acids. Gene Ontology annotation, cellular component: cytosol. Gene Ontology annotation, molecular function: gamma-glutamylaminecyclotransferase activity. The transcript is spliced from 3 exons.